Messenger RNA from Ornithodoros turicata, 735 nucleotides. RefSeq lists its product as uncharacterized. NCBI's taxonomy places the organism in Eukaryota, Metazoa, Arthropoda, Arachnida, Ixodida, Argasidae. The coding region runs from base 178 to 642 and encodes 154 amino acids. The record is from RefSeq and is a predicted model, not a curated record. Gene Ontology annotation, molecular function: copper ion binding. The transcript is spliced from 5 exons. Gene Ontology annotation, biological process: superoxide metabolic process.
GGUGAGCCAGUCAGUGUUCUUCACACGGCACGCUUCGCUUUUCCCAUAAUUCGUGCCCUCGCUUACUACUUAACAAGAAGCCCUCCCUUUAUCGUACUUUACAAGGGGAGAUUCUGAUUUCCGCCUUUAACAGGCACAUAAUAAGUUUGCGCUUUACAACGCUUUCAACUUCUAAAAAUGCCCGUGAAAGCUGUGUGUGUACUGAAGGGUUCGGAGAACGUAACAGGGACGAUCCAUUUCACCCAAGAGGGGCCUGGAAAGCCAGUGGCGGUUACCGGUGAAAUAACUGGACUGAAAAAGGGACUUCACGGAUUUCACGUUCACGAAUUCGGGGACAACACUAAUGGUUGCAUCAGUGCAGGUGCCCAUUUCAACCCACACGGAAAAGAACACGGAGCUCCGGAGGACGCGAACAGGCACGUGGGCGACCUUGGGAACGUGACAGCCGGUGCAGAUGGUGUAGCACACGUGAAAAUAACGGAUGCCCAGAUCAGCCUUUCUGGAGAGCACAACAUCAUCGGACGUUCUGUUGUGGUGCAUGCUGACCCUGAUGACCUUGGCAAAGGAGGACACGAGCUCAGCAAGACCACAGGAAACGCUGGAGGACGUCUUGCUUGUGGGGUUGUUGGAGUGACAAAAUAACUAAAUUUUCCUGUUGUCACUUUGGAUGCAUUCCACGUUGCAUGGCUAUGUCAUUGGCCUCUUUUGUGUUGAACAAUUAAAUAGUCGAUUCCA